GCUUUCGUCACUUUGAAAUUUCACCUGCCCUCAUUACGGGCGCAUACGAAAAGGGUCUCCAAGCUGAAAAUUCUCAACGCUGCUAUCUCCUACAUUGAUUCGCUGGUGGCUAUACUUAAGUUUCGAAUUUCUAAUAUUCCUACGGACCGGUCACUUAUUCAACAUCAGACGUUUCCAUAUGUUCAGUCUCUGCUUGACUGCCCACCGUAUUUAUGCAAUCAAACUCCGCACACACAGAACUUCAUGAUGAACACGCCAUUCAUUCUACCUUCAGCCUACCAUCAAUGA
This is a messenger RNA of Ostertagia ostertagi, 288 nucleotides long. The record is from the annotation of a GenBank genome assembly. NCBI's taxonomy places the organism in Eukaryota, Metazoa, Nematoda, Chromadorea, Rhabditida, Trichostrongylidae.